GGGGCAGGAGGUGGGCUGCACCCUGGACACAUCACCUGUCAAUCACAGCACUGAUGUACAACCAAUCAAUGCGUGUUGAGGGAGGUGCAUCAAACUACCAGUCAAGAGACCUUCUGUGAUAAAUAUUCAGUACUGUCAUCGACAACUGCCGGCAUGAAGAUGAUGAUACAGGUGCUCAUCGCGACUGCUCUCAUGUGGACUACUAGCAGGUUAUACUGCUGUGAGGAGGUGUUCUACGUCAAGGAAGGAGACACAGUCAACCUGAGGCUGGAAGAGCUCGAGGCCAACGCCGACUACCUGUACUGGUCCCACAGUAAUCUCCACAAAGGCCGGCUGGCCUGGCGGAACCCCUUGGCUGGCUGGUCAUUCACGACAGAUGAGCGUUGGAUCAGCAGGUUGUCCAUAUCCAGAAACGGACUGAGCAUCACAGGAGUCCAAGAGCAUGACUUUGGCACUGUGGUCUUUUCAAGAUACAUUAAACAAGAUGGUGGUGCCACUCCAAUGAAAAUCUUUAGAAUCUCCAAAAUCACAGUAUCUGUCAAGUCAGCAUAUUCUCCUGCGCUGCCCGAAGAAGACGUGACGCUCUCCUGCCAUGUGGAGAAACCUCAAAGUCACCCGAGGCCUGACAUAUACUGGUUGAGUCCGGCGGGAAAGAGGAGUCGUCAGACUGGAGGAGAGCUCAUCAUUUAUGUCUCGGGCCGAGACAAUGGCUGGUGGAGCUGUGUUGUUGUGAAGGAUGGCGGGGAGGACAUGGCUACAGUUUUCGUUUCGGUUCUUUACCUUUCUCCAGCUCCCGAGUAUCCUCUGUACACCUCAGAACAUUCGUCUCUCAGCAUCCCCUGUCCCUUUGCCCAUAAUAUCUCCUGGGAGCAAUUCAAAUUCAGGGACGUCAAGAAAGUCCGCUGGCGCUACUCUCCAAAAAUGUUCUCCCCUCGUAUCUUCAUAAAUCCACAGAACAUCUUGUUCUUCUCCCCGACGGACAAUAAAUGGUGCUGGAGUGCUAACACAAGCAGGGGAAUGAGUUUUGUUGCAGACCUCCAAAAUGACCACAUGAUUUUGAGCAAAAAACAAUGGCGAGCCGAAGACAGAGGAUUCUACAUGUGCGACUUCAAAUUUAGCAACCACAUCUAUCUGCGCAGGGCUGAGAGAGUUGAGGUGCUACAGGUUGUGUCGUCUGCGGGAUCGGAACUUAGCAGCGGCCAGAGCGUCAAUCUGACCUGUAGCCUGGGUCGCCCGUUGCCCAAAGACCAUUGGGUGAAGUGGUUUGCACCUAAGCGCGCCGCUGUCCGGUCUCUGCUCGGCUCCGGGCGUUUGGACCCCGCCCAAAUCAACAUUCCAGACGUGGGCAUGGAUGACGGCGGCAGGUGGAGGUGCGAGCUGUGGCGGAAUGACACGAGGCUGACGUCCGCUGACAUCACGUUGACCGUCAGCCAACAGUUGAAUGCGUGGAUGCUCGGGAGCCUCUGCGGCAGUGCGGGCACCAUCGCCGUCCUCCUCUUCCUUAUUUACAUCAUCUGGAGACACCGACAGAUUCAGCGGAACACGAGACGCCACCGACGUCACGUCUGCCGCUGCAAACACCCCAAGCCCAAAGGAUUCUACAGUCGAUAAUGCAUCCUGCACCGUUUCAAAAUAAGGAUUGCGCUUUAAAAGGAGAACGUGCAAGUCAUGUGGUGUGCCGACGCUAACAGAUGAUGUC
Molecule: messenger RNA, 1699 nt
Organism: Phycodurus eques (leafy seadragon)
Lineage: Eukaryota; Metazoa; Chordata; Actinopteri; Syngnathiformes; Syngnathidae
Gene: cd4-1
Product: CD4-1 molecule
Exons: 10
Coding region: 154-1611 (485 amino acids)
Biological process (GO): positive regulation of ERK1 and ERK2 cascade; T cell activation; interleukin-15-mediated signaling pathway
Cellular component (GO): membrane raft; external side of plasma membrane
Molecular function (GO): MHC class II protein binding; protein tyrosine kinase binding
Source: RefSeq, a predicted model, not a curated record